UUCUGUGGAAAAGGGUGCGCUGAAUCGAAGCUACCUAAGGGGUUUUGGGCAUUGUAGUACUUACUUAACACCGAUGAGGAACGGAUUUUUUGCAGUAUUUUGCCAUCUGUUAGUCACUUCAGUGUGACUCAUCUUCGAUUAUCCUUCACACGCUAUAACUUUCUCGCAGAGAGACGUGGCUUGCCGAACUUCGUUCGAGCUGGUCUGGUCAGGGUGUUUGUGUUCGCCCUAUUAAGACCUGAGUUUUCAGCUGGCCGCUCCAUUUUGUUCAUCUUUGAAGGCGUUGACGAUCGCAGUCGAACUUGUGCUUCAUGAUCUUGCCUACUUGUGGUUGACAUGGAGAGCAGCGACGCGAAGAAAGCGGGUACUCGUGUAUUCAAGAAGUCGUCCCCGAACAGCAAGAUCACUACUUAUUUGGGCAAACGGGAUUUUGUAGACCACAUUGAACACAUUGAUCCUGUGGAUGGUGUUGUUCUGAUAGAUCCAGAGUUUGUCAAAGAUGGGAAAAAAGUGUUUGCCCAUGUUCUGGCAGCAUUUAAAUAUGGACGUGAAGAUUUGGAUGUGCUUGGACUAACUUUCAGAAAAGACUUGUUUCUGGCCACUACGCAAGUUUAUCCACCAAAAACAGAAGAUCCAGUUCAGCUUACAAGGCUUCAAGAGAGGCUGCUGAAGAAACUUGGGUCCAAUGCCUAUCCUUUCAAAUUUGAGUUGCCCCCAGGUUCUCCUUCAUCUGUAACUCUACAACCAGCACCAGGAGACACUGGCAAGCCUUGUGGGGUAGACUAUGAACUUAAAACUUACAUCAGUGAAUCUAUGGAAGAAAAACCACACAAAAGAAACACAGUACGGUUAGCCAUCAGAAAGAUUACUUAUGCACCAGAACGACCCUUGCCUCAGCCUCAGGCUGAGACGGAGAAGGAAUUCAUGCUUAGCACUCAUAAGCUCCACAUUGAAGCUUCUUUGGACAAAGAGAUGUAUUACCAUGGGGAGGAGAUUGGGGUUAAUGUACAUAUUGCAAAUAGUUCUUCCAGGACAUGCAAGAAAAUAAAAGUUACAAUACGACAGUUUGCUGACAUCUGCUUAUUUUCAACUGCACAGUACAAGUGUCCUGUGGCAUCGUUAGAAUCUGAAGAUGGUUUUCCUGUGGGACAGAGUGGAACCUUAUCAAAAGUGUACCGCCUCACACCACUCCUGAAUAACAACAGGGAUAAAAGAGGCUUGGCACUCGAUGGAAAAUUAAAACACGAGGAUACUAAUUUAGCCUCCUCGACGAUAAUGGAUGACACCAUUCCUAAAGAAAAUCUUGGAAUCAUAGUAAAAUACAAGGUCAAAGUGCGAGUCAUAGUGGCUUAUGGCGGUGAUGUGACACUGGAGUUACCGUUCACAUUAAGCCAUCCCAAACCUCCAGAUGAGACACCGCCGUCCACACCAGCCCCACAAGUACCCACAGAGGAAGCAGCAGGGGGUGCCGCUUCAGGUGACAUUCCUGUAGACCACAACUUAAUCGACUUUGACACUGAUGGUCCUGACAAGAAUGAGGAUGACGACCUUAUCUUUGAAGACUUCGCUCGCCUCAGGCUCAAAGGAGGAGAACACCUUGACAGUGCAGACGCCUGACUCCCAUUCAACGCGACAAUUUACAUGGGAGGGGAGAGAGAGAGGGAAGAAUUGUCUGUCUAAAGAAACUGUGUCUACUUACUUCGUGGAUUAGUUUCCUCUCCUAAGAGUUACAAAUUUGAAGAUAUUGUCUUGAUCUACUUAAAUAUUGUCAGACCACUUAGGAAAAGUAAUGUAUGGUAUUCAAUAGGAAGAAAUGUCUUGAACUUGGAAUUUAUCAGAAGAGGUUUACCGAGAGGUGGUAAUAUUACAGUAUUAGUUUCAAAGCCUCUCGGUUCCUCUGUAGACUUGUUUUCAGAUUCAGCUACAAACGGUAAAUAGAAGAGCGCUCUUGUGCGAAUUUAUGUAUGAAAAAGCGAUAUUAUUCGAUUUCAUUUUGACAUAGUUAAAAACCGUUCUUAGACAUAAUUUUGGCAUCAUUAUUUCUUUCUAUGAAGAACUUUUUUCAAAUCACUCAACAACCAAAAGACUGAUUCAUUUUUCUCACAUCAAAGUCAAUGGAAACGAAGACUCCAAACAUUUUAAUCAUAGAAGACGAAGCGAAAAAUAAUUUGUUUUGUGUUAUUUCUUUUAUUUUUUUCCUUUUGGAAGAACCUGCAGGAUAUUAUCUGAGUGGAAAUCGUGUAGUGAAAGGGAUACGUAUAGUAUGAAAUAUCGCCAGAUAUGUAUACACAACUUCCUUGUUAAGACCUAAAUUGCUAUUCUCCCUAUGUUAUAACUACUUACGAAGACUGUAACUUGAUCCUGUUUGAUAGGAGCCUAGGGCAAGAUUUUGAAAAUUAGAAAAAUGUCACUGUAUUAUUUCGUGAAUUAACGUCACAGAGGAGACGUGCUUGGGACUGGGGAGGGAUAACAGUAUUAAAAUUGAUCAGAUGUAUGUUGUAUGCUUCACUCGUAGCGAUUCACAUCUGUGGCUAAUAAAAUUGAUAAAUUGU
Messenger RNA from Pocillopora verrucosa, 2552 nucleotides. Its product is annotated as arrestin red cell-like. Gene Ontology annotation, cellular component: cytoplasm. Gene Ontology annotation, biological process: G protein-coupled receptor internalization; signal transduction. The record is from RefSeq and is a predicted model, not a curated record. Lineage: Eukaryota; Metazoa; Cnidaria; Anthozoa; Scleractinia; Pocilloporidae. Gene Ontology annotation, molecular function: G protein-coupled receptor binding.